AUGGCCGAACUUCACAACCCCGAGUGGAUGGAGAAACUUCAGCAAGAGAUUGAAAGCGUGGUUGGGAGAGAUCCAAUGGUGGAGGAAUCGGACUUGGCGAAGCUGGAACUUGUCAACGCUGUUAUCAAGGAGACACUUCGUCUUCAUCCCCCGCUGCCCCUCAUGAUCCCACACACGUUCCCGGAGCCUCGAAUAGUGGCCGGCUUUGAGAUUCCAGCAAAGGCGACCGUGGUCAUCAAAGCAUACGCGAUUGGAAGGGACUCCCAGGCUUGGCCGAAUGAUCCGGGCAAGUUGAGGACUGGGAGAUUUGUUGGUAGCAAUACCAACGUCUAUGGCCAUGACUUUGAGUUGCUUCCGUUUGGAUCAGGAAAGCGAGGUUGUCCUGGGCUUCCUCUUGGGGUGCUCUCAAACUUGAUCCAGAGAUUUGACAGUGGCCCUGGAUUUAUUAAUACUAUUGCAGAUGCUGUUAUCACUCAAAGUGUGAAUCUCUGGAUGUUAUAA
This is a messenger RNA of Selaginella moellendorffii, 501 nucleotides long. RefSeq names its product cytochrome P450 CYP736A12. The transcript has a single exon. NCBI's taxonomy places the organism in Eukaryota, Viridiplantae, Streptophyta, Lycopodiopsida, Selaginellales, Selaginellaceae. Bases 1 to 501 code for a protein of 166 amino acids. The record is from RefSeq and is a predicted model, not a curated record. Gene Ontology annotation, molecular function: iron ion binding; oxidoreductase activity, acting on paired donors, with incorporation or reduction of molecular oxygen; monooxygenase activity.